Saccostrea cuccullata (small rock oyster) is the source of this 1870-nucleotide messenger RNA. RefSeq names its product organic cation transporter protein-like. The record is from RefSeq and is a predicted model, not a curated record. Gene Ontology annotation, biological process: transmembrane transport. The annotation marks the transcript as partial. The transcript is spliced from 6 exons. Gene Ontology annotation, cellular component: membrane. Lineage: Eukaryota; Metazoa; Mollusca; Bivalvia; Ostreida; Ostreidae. Gene Ontology annotation, molecular function: transmembrane transporter activity.
UUGUUGUUUUUUUAGGAUACUGAGAGAGUCCCCUCGCUGGUUGGUCGUGAACGGCAGGUAUGAUGAGGCUAAAUCCUGGAUAAGUAAGGCGGCCAAAUGGAACCAUAAAGACGCGGCCCCUAUCCUCAAUGAUCUCAAGUUUUCCUUAGAGAGUGGACAAAGUCAAGAACAUGGUGAAAACAACGCAAACUCGGGAACUAUCAAUCCACAAUUAAAUGACGUCAGUGAAGGGUCAGAGAAGGUUAAGGUGUACUCCCAUCUGAAGGAGAAGUUGUCGGUACUGGAUAUAUUCAGGAGUCGGCGGAUCCUCAGAACAUCUGUCAUUGUGUGGAUCAUAUGGUUUGUGAACAGUAUCACCUAUUAUGGCCUCUUUCUGACAUCCGGGAUAAUGGCUGGAGACAUGUAUCUAAACUACUUCUUGAAUGGAUUGGUCGAAAUACCCAGCGUGUUUUUGUACAUGUUUACCAUAAACAGAUACGGUAGGAAGAAAACCUGCAUAAUGUUCCACGCUAUUGCUGGGGUUUGUUUGUCACUUUCAGCAGUCCUCAUGUACCUAAAAGAUUCAUCAGUGAUGGAAGGAUUCGCCACUGCCUUCAGUUUUGUUGGGAAGUUUGGUAUAUCUGGAUCCUGGAUGACGAUUUUCCUAUAUACAGAGGAAGUGUAUCCCACUAAUCUGAGAGCUCUCGGAAUAGGACUUGCCUCGUGUUCUGCCAGAGUAGGAGCGAUAAUUUCACCAUACGCAGCUUUUUUUGGAACACAUAUUCCAUGGGGCCCGGGAGUGGUGUUUGGAAUUAUGUCAGUGUUAGUGACUAUUCUGAUAAUAUGGCUGCCCGAGACAACUGGGAAAGAGUUACCUAACACUCUAGAGGAGGUUAACGAACUUUAUAUCGUCAAGAAAGAUGAUCAAACAAAUGUUUCCUGAUUCAAACUUAUAUGAAACUACAAAGAUUUCGUGUUUUAAAGUUAGGACAAUUCCUUCUACAAAAUCAGCAUACUUUGACUUAUCAUCAUUGAAUGCUUAGUUUAUAUAAUGUAACAGGGUUUCGAUAAAGGACGAAAUCCUGUGGCUCAGGUUCUCAUAUAUCAUUUAUCAAAGAUGAUGAAUGUGUUAGACAAGCAAAAGCCCUGAAAAUAUAAAUAACAAAUUAUAAGUAUUUAGAAAACAAAUAUAUUGCAUUUAUGAUACAUGAAUAUAGAUAUGAAUUACUUUAUAAUAAUAUAUCAUAAAAAUAUUACAUGUUAUACUAUGUUAUACUGAGUAUUCAAUAAAUAUACAUGUAAAAAGAAAAGUAAGAGUUAUGCCCCUUACAUCGAUAUCUUGAAAAUAGGAAAAAUAAAUCAAACAGAACUAUUACAAUGGAAUGAAUAGUUCACAAAUCUAUUUACAAUAACAUACAGUACACAAAUAAUAAAAAAUAACAGUUGGUAUACCUGAUUGUGGUUCAGGGCUCAAACAAUGAACUCAGUAUAUCUUCAUAAGAUUACAUAAAUCAAAGACGACAAAUUAUCGAAAAGUAUAGAAUUAAAAUAGAUAAAAGAAAUAGAAGUCAACUUACAGUCUCUGUCCUGGGGUCUCGUCUCAAAUAUGUAAUGAAAAUAUGUAUAUAAAUAUGGUGACCAAAAUAUCGAUCUAAAUCUCUCAAUGGUCUAUCUCUGUCUUAGCGAUCAAACAAAGAGAUCGGCGGGAAAACAUCCCGAGCCAAUCGCAAGCUUGGUUAUUACAACUGACCAAUAAUAUUAAACAUCCUCAGGAUAAGUAAAGGCUUCUAGAACAUAAGUAAGAUUAAAAACCAAGUAGUAUUGUAAUAUUUUAUUGACAAUGCGCGCAAAACUCCGCGAAUAUCGAAACGCGUUGCACGAUUCAAAAAAU